Sporisorium graminicola is the source of this 1047-nucleotide messenger RNA. RefSeq lists its product as uncharacterized. Bases 1 to 1047 code for a protein of 348 amino acids. The transcript has a single exon. Lineage: Eukaryota; Fungi; Basidiomycota; Ustilaginomycetes; Ustilaginales; Ustilaginaceae. The record is from RefSeq and is a predicted model, not a curated record. Gene Ontology annotation, molecular function: glycosyltransferase activity.
AUGUCGAUCGGAGAAGACGCUCCAGCAGCGCCUGCGUCGUGCGCAUGGGCAACGCUGCUCACCUCCGAGCACCUGCUACCGGGCGUCGUCGUCUUUGCCCACUCCUUGCUGGUCCAACACUCUUCCGCGUAUCCACUCGUCAUCAUGGCCACCUCGAAGCUCUCCGAUCGAGCACGGAACAUCCUCGCAACCAUGCUACCCGCAGGACGUGUUGUCGUACGCGACAUUGAGCCCAUCUACCCUUCGUCGGCUGCAACUGGCUUGGCGUAUACGCGCUUCAACGAGGUGUGGACCAAGCUGCGCGCCUUCGAGCUGGUAGAGUAUGAGCGUGUAGCGCUGGUGGAUUCCGAUAUGCUUGUGCGCCACAAUAUGGACCACCUCUUCUCCGAUCCAUACGUAUUUGGUGACCAGGGCAAAGGCAAGGGGCAAGAGUGGAUCGGGGCCAGUUGGGCCUGCACGUGCAAUCCGAACAAGAUUCCCACAUACCCAGACGAAUGGAUCCCUGCCAACUGCGGCUUCACUCCACAAUCGCUCCCGGACGCAGCAUCAUCGUCUAGUGUCCCGCAACCUACCGCCUCCACGCCCGCUCCUGCCAAACUCAUCAACUCGGGUCUCGUCAUCCUGACUCCCUCCACCACCACCAUGUCGCUCAUGAUCGAGUCGAUCAACACCGACCCGCGCAUCCAACACUACCGCUUCCCCGAUCAAGACUUUCUCGCCGACUUCUUCUCCGUCCACGACCGUCACAUCCGCUACUUGCCCUACAAAUACAAUGCGCUCAAGAAACUGCGUAUCGUCCAUCCCAACAUCUGGUCCGACUCCGAGGCCACCAACGUCCACUACAUUCUCGAUAAACCCUGGAUCUUGGGUAGGCCCGGCGGUAAAGCUAAUGUCGAAGGCAAGGAUCCAGAUGCAGAGAUACACUCCUGGUGGUGGGACACUUUUGACCAGGUCAAGCAGCACUGCGAAUCCGCGACGAAAGGUUCAAUCAGGUUGAGCAAAGACGACUGGAAAGAGUGCGUGGAAAAGCAUAUGACAAUGGACUAG